UGAUUUUCCGCGAAAGGAAGCAAAGCUCAGGAUACUGUAGACAUUUCAUUACCACGGUUGUGAUAGCUACAUGCCAUAUGGAAUUCUCUCCUUGUGAGACCAUAGCCUCAUGACAGGCUGUCGGUAGUGUACAAGUCUCAACAAUCUCGACAAUCAGAAUGCCGAGAGGUCUGCUGCUAAACCAAAGUGUCCAGUAGAUUGUGAACAUGAAUGCAUUUUCUUCAGCAGUUCAAUUCCUAAUCAGGGGUUUUCAUGAAUACUGGUCACCGAGUACUCCGAAAUACCAAAAUGAUCCAAUGGACGUGGAAACAUGUCCUGAGAAACAUGCUGAAUACGCGCUUGACAAUGAGUCUCAUAAAGAUGAGCAAAUGGAUGUUGACUCAGACUCUAAUGAAUCCGAUGAACUCUGCGAAGAGACACACCAGCGAGAACAAGAAGUAAAAGACCAAGAACGGCUCAGGUGCCUGGAGACAGAACCAUUUUACCCAAAGAAACUUUUCUUCAAGAACGUGGCUCCAUGCGUCUCCACCGAGUUUCUUGUAAACUACCUGAAGAACAUAACUGGACAGGACUGCGUAGACCUUCUGUAUAGUAAUGAGCCUGGAGGUGUUCUGGCCACCUUCAAAACCGAACUCUAUUUUGCGAAAGUGAAAAAGAAAUGCCAGAAAAAGCUGCUAAAUAAAAGACAUCUGGAGGUAUGGAGGGUACCAGUCUCUAACAGCAUCCUCGUGGAGAACCUCAGCCCAAACACAGAUCCUAACCAUGUAUCUUGCUACUUUGAAACCCCGCGUGCUAAGGGGGGAACAGUGCUUGCAGUUAAACAAGUACGAGACAGAACCAAGUGUGUCGUCUUCUUUGAAGAUAAGAAAGCAACUGAGGGUGUCCUGAAGGCGACUCACAGACUCGGAGGCCGGAAGUUACGGGUCUCGCUCUAUCUGGAAUGUCUGGGACCCUCAGGAGGCAGAACAGAGCCCUACAUCUUUGUCCCUCCCCCUCCUGUAGAGCUGACAGAAGCAGACGAUCUGAAAGUCUGUUUUGUCACACACAGCGCCGACAUAUUGCAGAGCUUCAACGACCACCUGUCACAGGUUCAUGCCCAUGCCUCUGUAGUGGAAAAUGUUCUUAAAGUGAAUUGUACCCUCACAGAAUCGAUGCACAGUGUUCACAUUUUAGUGGAGACAUGGAGAGAAAAUGUAAAGAAACAGCUGACGACCUGCCUCAGUUCCGUUAGACUUCAAAGAAUAAAAGUGCCGCCAGAAGUAUGGGAAGAGGUGAAAACCAAUGUGGAAGAGUGUGGAGUCUGCUAUGGCGAUCUGGUCCUAACGCGCAAAGAAGAAAAAGACUUUUUAGUGUUGGGGAGAAGCAACACAAAAGGUGACACAUUUGAAAAGAUUCAAAGCAUUGUUAAGGUCAAACAGGAAGAGUUUGAGGUUAGGAAACAAACAGUAAAUUGCACAAUAAAGCUUAAGAAACAUCAACUAGAUCUCGUCAAAUCAUCGUCCUUUCUUUCAGACCUAGGAACACAAGAUGGAGGUCCCAGAGUAGAUAUUCAUUUUCAAGACGAAGAAAUAACAUUCCAGGGUCAGCUGACGGCGAUAAGAGAGGCGCAGGUAAAGAUGUUUGAUGUCAUCAAUGCCACUUUCUCAAUGGCAGUGACAAAUAUUCCCGACUGUCAACAACGUCUUCUCGCCACUGACACAUCUCACGAAGCUGUGAGGAAAAAACUCACAGCAGCUGAUCUCGCUGCAUCAUGGGAGUGUUACAAUGAAGGAGUUGUUGUAGUCUACAGCUUAAAACAGUCUUGCCUCAACCAAGCUGCUUGCUUAAUUCAAACAUCGUUCAAGAGUGAAACCAUAUUUGUCAAGGAAUCAUCUUCCAGUUUGCUGAAAACAAGUGAAUGGAAAUGUUUUAAAGAAAAGCUUUUGGAAGAAAACUGCGGACUUCUAACAAUCAUCACAAAUCUCCGCACCAUUUUCAUCACAGCUUUCUGCGAUAUUAUGGUUGCUGUCAAAGAAGAGGUGAGAAAGUUUGUUUCAGAAAACACCAUCUACUCCACAGUUUUCAAGCUUUCACCAAGUCGUAUGAAGUUUGUGGCCCUGUUUUGGGAAAACAAACUUGCUCUUAUCGCUUCGUCUUUGAAAGUGAAGAUUACUGUGCAAGAUGACAAGAAGGAUAUUCUGGUCAGAGGAACAAAGAACGGUAUUGAGAAUGCGAAAAGAGAGCUGAGUUCCCUGGAAAAACAAAUUAUUUGUAUAGAAGAAGAGAUUACAAGAAAAGAAACCGUCUCCUAUCUUACUGACCUAAAGGACAUCAGCACAUUGGAUGCCUUUGCUUGCACCCGCAGGUGUGUUCUGUCUCUUCACCCAGAACCUCAGAUGGUACCUACAGAUCAACCCUCUCUAAGUCCCCCAAAAGUGCAUGCAUUACUAAAGGACAUCACUCAGCUCUCUGUGGAUGUCAUUGUCAACGCAGCCAAUGAACGAAUGGAUCAUGCCGGGGGACUGGCCAGACAUAUUGUUUUGAAAGGCAUUGGUGAAUGCGAGCUUGUUCUUACAGGAGGCAUAGCGAUACAGAAAGAGUGCUACAAUAUUCUAAAAACCAGAGGCAAGCUGUCAGAAGGCGAUGUGCUGGUGUCAGGACCAGGGAAGCUUCCCUGCAAGUCCAUCAUCCACGCUGUGGGACCUCGGUAUAAGGGAGGCAACAAAGGGGAAGAAGAAUGUCUCCAAGCUACAGUGUUAGAAUGCUUGAAGACUGCCACUGACCUAGGGUACACUUCUAUUGCUUUCCCAGCCAUCAGCUCAGGAAUAUUUGGUUACCCUGUUAGGGAGGCAACUCGUGUGAUCGUGGAAGCUGUUCGAUCUUUCUUCAGUACCAACACUGACAGCAGCAUCAUUGAUGUCCGACUCGUUGAUAUUUUGCCUCGCACUAUCCAGGACUUCGAAAAAGCCUUAGAAGGAGCAUCAAAUCAACAGAUGUCCACUGAUUUAAAGUCAGGUUCUCCAGGACUGGUACUUGUUACACCUGGAGGGGAACAUAAAAAGCGCACGAUUGUUCCUACCAUCAUUCGGGACAUCAAUCUGCUAAAUGUGGAUGCAGUUUUGAUUGCUGUUAAUACAGGAAUGUUUCACUUUGGUGACAUUGCAAAGAUUAGAGAAAUUAAGGAAGAGUGUCAAGAAAGUCUAAAAACGAAGGGUGAGCUGUCAGAAGGAGAUGUACUGGUACUAGGUCCAGGAAAGCUUCCCUUCAAGUCCAUUAUCCACGCAGUCGGACCUCGACUUAAAGAUGGCGACGAAGGUGAAGAAGAAUGGAUUCGGGCGACAGUGACAAGAUACUUAGAAACUGCCUCCGACAGAGGGUACACGUCCAUUGCCCUGCCCGCCAUCAGCUCCAGAGUGUUUGGCUACUCGGUGGAGACAUCUGUCCGAGUCAUCGUGGAUACUUUGAAGGCUUUCUUCAACAUAAACCACGACAGCAGCGUUAUCGAUGUCAGGCUCAUCGAUGGUUUCUCACACAAUGUUCAAGAGUUUGAGAGAGUGUUAAGCUCAGGAUCUCUCGAAAGCAAUCCUUUACCCGCUGCUUCACCUGAACCCUCCAUAGCACCUGGUGCCGCUUCUUCAGAGCCUUCAGACCGGACGAUUUUGAGCAAUAAUCAGUCGUCGGAAAGCCAGAGUGAGGCAGGGGUCGCCACUCAGCAAACAGACGGCGCAACAGAAAAUCCUGUCAAUGAAGCUACAUCCCACACCGACGGACCGGCCAGAAAUGCUUCCAUGAUAGCCUUAGCAGUGGACAUUACUCAACUAAACGUGGAUGCCAUUGUGAAUCCCAUCAAUAAGGACUUGGAUAUUUCUUACAGAGUGGCCAAACGUGUUGUUGAGACAGGAGGUACAGAGAUACAAGAAGAGUGUCGCCGUCUUCUCGAAGACAUGGGCGAGCUGUCCGAAGGCGACGUGCUGGUGUCAGGACCAGGAAAGCUUCGCUGCAAGUCCAUCAUCCACGUAGUUAUACCCACAAAUGCAGAGGAUGACAAGGUAGAGGAAAGUAUGCUGACAAUAGUUGUGAAAUGUUUAGAAACGGCCUCUGAGAGAGGAUACACUUCCAUAGCCCUGCCACUCCUCACGUCGAAUACAUGGGUAUUUACCUACACGGAUAAGCUCGCGGCACGUGCAACGGUGAAGGCUGUACGUGGUUUCUCGCCAUGUACCCGGACAGCAGCAUCAAAAACGUGACAUUCUGUGACACUCGCUCAGAAGCUGUGACAGAAUUCAGGGCUUCGAUAACAGAUUCUCUAGUCGUAGAGCAAGGUUUUGAUUUUCAAACCGCGGGGACCUUGGGAACGUGCCGCGCAGUGGACGAUGAAGCGUGUUUGACAGUAAGUACAGUGUAGGAGAAUCCGGUAGUAACGCUUAGUUCUUAUUUUACUUUGUUGUAAGAUGUGACGGUAGAAGCCAAGAGGAAAACACGAAAAGAGUUCAUUAUGUUUUGGAACACACUCCGUGGAACGAACUGUUUGUUUUCCUCGAGGCACUUCUAUUCUGUCCUUAUCUUUAAUUGACACUGUUAGUGCUGAUGACAUAGUCGAAUUGUGUUUAAGGCAAUAAAUCAUAUGCGUCUUCUGAAAUGAUGCAGAUUGUAAUUUCAUGCUCUCCCCAUCCCCCCAUCCUCCAUAUUUGUUCACCUUGUGUUUAAUCGGAUGUUUCCUUUCCUUU
Pomacea canaliculata is the source of this 4706-nucleotide messenger RNA. RefSeq names its product poly [ADP-ribose] polymerase 14-like. Gene Ontology annotation, cellular component: cytoplasm; nucleus. Gene Ontology annotation, molecular function: transcription corepressor activity; RNA binding. The coding region runs from base 207 to 4226 and encodes 1339 amino acids. The record is from RefSeq and is a predicted model, not a curated record. The transcript has 15 exons. Lineage: Eukaryota; Metazoa; Mollusca; Gastropoda; Architaenioglossa; Ampullariidae. Gene Ontology annotation, biological process: negative regulation of gene expression.